AUGUCAAAUCCAAUUGGAGCAACAGUAAUAGCACAAGCUCUUCAGCAGCUGGAUGUUAACAUUAUCUUUGGCCUCGUCGGCUUACCCGUCACAGAUAUCGCUGAGCAAGCAAUCGAUUUAGGAAUACGCUUCAUAGGCUUCCGAAACGAGCAAGCAGCGAGCUAUGCUGCAACGGCAUAUGGCUUUCUCACGGGCAAACCUGGUGUCUGCCUGCUAGUAGGAGGACCAGGUGUGAUCCAUGGCAUGGCUGGUAUCGCAAACGCUUCUGCAAAUGCUUGGCCAACACUCUUCGUGGGUGGAUCGAGUGAGACCAGUUUGUGGACGAAGGGUGGCUUUCAAGAGAUGGAUGCGAUCACUUUGCUGACGCCCCAUACCAAAAGAGCUAUCAGGCCACAUACAAAUACUGCUGAUGCAAUUACCUCCGCUAUACACGAUGCUUACAGGAUUUGUUGGUAUGGACGACCUGGCCCAACCUUUGUCGACCUGCCGACCGACUUCAUCAUGACUCCUGUCAAAUCUACCAAAAGUAUCUCAAGACCACCAGUAUCUGCAUUAUCGAAACCUAUAGCAAGUUUUGAAGUGGUUGCUGCAGCCACAAAACUGCUCAAAUCCGCUACAGCACCUCUUGUGAUUAUUGGAAAGGGUGCAGCUUAUGCUCAGGCCGAACAGCCUAUUCGAGCCUUAAUAAAUGGUUCCCAUCUGCCAUUUCUACCGACACCCAUGGGAAAAGGCGUGGUCCCAGAUUCUCAUCCUCUGAACACCUCAUCUGCGCGCUCUGUAGCUCUACGCGAGGCAGACGUGGUUCUCUUACUUGGAGCACGCCUAAACUGGAUCCUACACCAUGCAGCCGCGCCGAAGUAUAGGAAGGAUGUCAAGAUCAUACAAGUCGAUAUUUCACCAGAAGAGCUAGGAAGGAGUAAUAGUAUUGGCGAACCAGCGCUGAGCAUAUUCGGCGACAUUGGUCUAGUCGUGGAACAAUUGACCACUAGUCUUGCUGGUUGGAAAGCUUUUCCCAGCUCUUCAAUUCAUGCCUCAACCUCAAACUCGACUUUCGCCCAGAAACUCUCCAACAGUGCUUCCAAGAACGAGACAGCAGCUCACAAACUGGCAAGCUCGCCCACCCAACCUGGUAAACCCCUAACCUUCGAAAGAGCAUUCCACAUCAUCAAACAAACACUCCAUUCCAUCUCCGGCCCCGAGAACGGCGACGUAGUCUACAUAGGCGAAGGCUCCCAAACCAUGGACAUCUCCCGCUCCAUCUUCCCUCUCGAUCACCCACGCCAAAAACUCGACGCCGGUACCUACGCAACCAUGGGCGUUGGCCUCGCCUACUGCAUCGCCGCCUGGUCGGCCUACAAUCUCCCCCGCAAAACCAAGAAACUCGUCGCUCUCGAAGGAGACAGUGCUCUCGGCUUCGCAGCCAUGGAGAUCGAAACCAUGCACCGCCACGAGAUGGAUGUUCUGGUCUUCUGUAUGAACAAUUCGGGAAUCUACAGUGGCGACACGGCUGAUAAAGCCGGUUGGGAAGCGAAGCAGCAGCGUUUACUCAAUGGGAGUGGGUCGUCGAAAUCGCGUGAUAGAUUGAAGAGUUCGAGUCUGAUGCAUGAAGCGAGGUAUGAACAGCUUGCGACAAUGGUGGGAGGGAGAGGUAUCUUUGUGAGGACGGAGCAGGAGCUUGAGAGUGCGACUAGGGAAGGGUAUGCUGAGGGAAGAGUAACGGUGGUGAAUGUGAUUAUUGAGCCCGGAAAUGACAAAAACAUGAGUUUUGCUUGGAUGGACACGAAGGCGAAAUCUAAGAUGUGA
Messenger RNA from Lithohypha guttulata, 1803 nucleotides. RefSeq lists its product as uncharacterized. Gene Ontology annotation, biological process: fatty acid alpha-oxidation. NCBI's taxonomy places the organism in Eukaryota, Fungi, Ascomycota, Eurotiomycetes, Chaetothyriales, Trichomeriaceae. The coding region runs from base 1 to 1803 and encodes 600 amino acids. The record is from RefSeq and is a predicted model, not a curated record. Gene Ontology annotation, molecular function: catalytic activity; thiamine pyrophosphate binding; magnesium ion binding. The transcript has 2 exons. Gene Ontology annotation, cellular component: peroxisome.